AUGCAAAACCAAGGCGACCACCGCAUCGCCGGCGCGGAGGAGCACCACGCGACGGAAUCGUCGCCGCUGCUGCCGACGUCGGCGCCUCAUGACCACGCUGCCGCCGCUCACGAGCACGAAGGCGAGAGCGGUCGCCGUGGCUUCCACCCCUAUCACUUCUUCCGCGUUCUCUGGCGCAGCUCGUGCACCGCCUCGAUGCUCGUCAACCUGCUCUGGCCCGUCGUUCCCGUCGCCAUCCUCCUGCAGUUCUUCCCCCGCCUCGACCUCGUCAAGUUCACGACGGCCUACGUCGCCGUCAUCCCGUCGGCCAACCUCUUGGGCUUUUCCGGCCAGGAGUUUGCCCGCAAGAUGCCCAAGGUCGCAGGCAUCUUGAUCGAGACGACGUUUGGUUCCAUCAUCGAAAUCAUCCUCUUCAUCAUAUUGAUCAGCAAGCACGAGGCCGGCGGCGAGCAGAACCUUGUCCCCAUCAUCCAGGCCGCCAUCCUCGGGAGCAUCCUGACCAAUCUGCUCCUCUGCCUCGGCCUCUGCUUCUUCUUCGGCGGUCUUCGCCAGUCGACGCAGAGCUUCCACGCCAUCGUCUCCGAGGUUGGCACCGGCCUCUUGCUCGUCGCCGCCUUCGGCCUCCUCAUCCCCAGCGCCUUCUACUCGGCCCUCAAGGGGGAGACGGUCCCGGAACUCCCGCCCGGAUUCCGUCCUCACAACGACGGAACCUUUACCGAGGGCAAGCUUCAAGCCGACGUGCUGCGCAUCAGCCAGGCCACCUCGGUCGCCCUCAUUGUCGCCUUUGCCCUCUACAUCUGGUACCAGGCCAGCAGUCAUCAUAGCAUCUUUGACGAGGUCAUCGAGAUGGACGAGCACCGCGACGCCGAUCGGGAAGCCGACGCCGAGAAGCCCAAGUUCACCAUGACCGAGGCCCUUGUCGCCAUCGGCGUGUCCCUCGCCUUGGUGACCGUGCUCCUCGUCUUUCUCGUCCAAGGCAUCGAACCCGUCGUCGAGAGCGGCGUGCCCGAUCAGUUCCUCGGCCUGAUACUGCUUCCGCUCGUCGAGAAGGCGGCCGAGCACCUGACAGCCAUUGACGAGGCUUGGGACGGGGUCAUCAACGUCGCCCUCUACCACUGCCUUGGUCCCUCCAUCCAGACGGCCCUCUUCAACGGCCCUUUGGUCGUGCUCAUUGCCUGGGCCAUGGGCAAGCCGAUGGAUCUCAAUUUCGAAAUCUUCAUGAUUGUCCUGCUCGUCUUGUCCAUCCUUGUCGUCGGCAACUUUCUCCGAGACGGCGAGUCGAACUGGCUCGAGGGUGCCUUGCUUGUCAUUGUGUACGCCAUCGUCGCCAUCGCAUCCUGGUACUACCCGAACCCCGACGUCGCGACCUCGAAUGGGCUGCUGCCGAACGCGCCCGAUGCGGCCAUCAGCGUCGACACGCUUCGCCAGCUGCAGCGGCUCCUGAGCUCGAAGCUCGACGAGUAA
Drechmeria coniospora is the source of this 1464-nucleotide messenger RNA. RefSeq names its product Vacuolar calcium ion transporter. Gene Ontology annotation, biological process: calcium ion transmembrane transport; intracellular calcium ion homeostasis. NCBI's taxonomy places the organism in Eukaryota, Fungi, Ascomycota, Sordariomycetes, Hypocreales, Ophiocordycipitaceae. The coding region runs from base 1 to 1464 and encodes 487 amino acids. Gene Ontology annotation, molecular function: calcium:proton antiporter activity. The record is from RefSeq and is a predicted model, not a curated record. The transcript is spliced from 3 exons. Gene Ontology annotation, cellular component: fungal-type vacuole membrane.